Haliotis rubra (blacklip abalone) is the source of this 1013-nucleotide messenger RNA. RefSeq lists its product as uncharacterized. The transcript has 3 exons. The record is from RefSeq and is a predicted model, not a curated record. The coding region runs from base 7 to 495 and encodes 162 amino acids. Lineage: Eukaryota; Metazoa; Mollusca; Gastropoda; Lepetellida; Haliotidae.
AGUCCUAUGAGACAGGAGACAGGCGUGGAUGACAGCCGUACCAUGCAGUGUAAACAACUUACACUUCUGUCCGUCUUCUGUCUGUGUCUCCGAAGGUCUGUGGUGUACUGUACCUGUCAGUAUAAGGACCACUGGGUUCAUGGAUCGUAUCAAAUCCCAACAACGGACAACCAAUAUUCCAAAGAGCUUUCAGAGAUAAGUCUGUAUGAGUGCAUGGCUAGUUGUUUCACGCACACCGAGGCGUGCCGGUCGUUUAAUUACUGGACGAAUUCGUCGGUGUGCCAGUUCUUUGAGAAAUCCCUGAGUGACAAUGACAACAAGGAAGAGGGUACCAAUGUCCACGCCAUUUACACCGACAUGGCCACCAUGCCACAGGAGAUGUCGGAUGUUGUGGGAGGCUGCAGCUUCAUCACCUGCAGCGAAUCCUGCUACCUGGACCGAAACAACCGACCUCGGUGCAAACUGCCAGCGGCGGGUAUGGCAGUGGAUUAUUGAAACUGAGGAUAGGGACGGUACUCCUGCCGGUAGAUGGCGCCCUACCAAGGUCACGUGAUGUCUACGUCAGUUGGAUGGAUUAUCGGAAUGUCACACAAUUUUGUUGUACAUUAUAUUGUGCUUAUACACGACAACCUGCCUCUUCGCGGACCCCUCAUCUUGUGGAUAUAAGUAACAUCAAGACGAUGCAGUCACACGCGUGUGUAUACGUUGGACAUUUUUGUUAAACAGUGUUCACUGUAUAUAUGACGUGGGUAGGUCACGUGGUACUGCAUGGACCACAACUCACUCUGUAUAUCUGCGUGGUGACACCUACAUCAGGAGUGAUCUUAAGCCCUAUAACAUGUUUUGCUUGUUAAGCUUGUUUGUUGAUUUACGCCGCACUCAGCGAUAUUGGCGGCGGUCUGUAAAUAAUCGAGUCUGGACCCUAUCGUUGUGUUCACACGUGCCUCGGUCAGCGCCGUGCUCGUUGGAAUGAGUGAGUGAGUGGGUUUAAGUUUACGCCUCACUCAGCAAUA